UCAGUUUGUGUAAACCAGGUGUGGAGGGAGCAGCAGAUCCCGUAGAACAGGUGGCAGUGACAGUGAAAACAUAUUUAAUUCCGAUACAUUUGUAUGAUGCAUGAUGCAAUCAAAAUUAAUCCAGGAGACCUUUUUCUAGGUUAAUUUGUAGCAUGAAGAGUGUACUUGUAUACCUCUUUGUAUUUCUAGGACAGAUAAUUCAUUCAGGUACAUGUAGUUGUUAUAUAUCUGCAGAAUACCAGGGGGUUUAUCUCACACAGUCCCAGCUAAUACAGGGUGGAGGAGUUGACUACUCCAGGGUGGAUGUACUCCCCAACUCUAUACCUAACUGGGGGGAGUGCUACAGGAAAUCUGGAAGAAAUAUUAUAUUAAAGCAGUCGGUUAUAAACUGCUUUAGGUGUUUAAGACUUAUCUUACGAUCACAUUCAAUACUACAGGUGUACUCUCGCAGUUUAGAUAAAUGUUAUACUCGUGAGAGUACAGCUGUACAAAGCUGUCCUACAGACCAGGAGGUUCUGUACAAUCUUUACAAUCAAAUACAUACAAGGAUUCUCUACAGGAUUCAGGAUGGAGAAGGUGGACUAGGAACUGUCCCUUCUUACUGUCCUAUCAAUGGACAAUACACAUUUAACUACAUUCAGUCCCCCACCCCAUCCACCUCCUCUUCAUCCACCUUCUCCUUCCCUACCUCCACCCCGUCCUCGUGCACCUCUGACAUGUCGAGGCUGUCAAACUGCCCCCUGGGUUCCAGAUUGAACCUCAGCUACAAUGGUUGUAACUUUGGAAGUCGAGAAACCGGUUUUGAGUGUCUGGGUAGCUGGCCUGGAAGGGAUCAGACGGAGUCUUAUAUCGGGUUUCUUGAGACUGGACCGGAUACAAGCGGACCUAAGUAUAGAUGUGGGUUGUACAGCGAGGUUCCUGGUACAGGGGAGAUAUAUCUAGCACUUUCUCAGGAUUCCACCUGCACCAAUCAUCUCAAGUCUUCGACAGAGGGAUAUGAACAGUACACACUCCGUCUUAAACCAACUUCGGCCUGGCCAAGCCUUGUCACAAAAACAAGAUGCAGGUUUCCUGCAUGGACUGAAGGAUAUUGGGAGGAUCUUUAUAUAAACGAUCAUACAAUGGUUUUCCAGGACAAAAAGAAUUUCAAGACCUACUCGGCACAGUGUAUUCAGGGUUCAGAGAAGAACAAGAACAGAUUUCUGAUCUACGCAAGAACACAAUGUGGUGAGGAGUUGUAUAACUGCGUCUGGUUUGAAGAACGAGGAUCGAAUAUUCUAGAAUUCCAACUUGGUCUCCGUCCUUCUCAAUCCCCUUCCUUCAACCACUGUGAUAAUGAUCAUUUCCUUCAGAGAACAUGGUUCACCCAGGCUCGGCAGAACCCUGUAGAAGCCGUAUCCUGUCCUAUAUCCGGUGAGUUCGUCGGCGCGCUACCGGAUGCGCCAGGUCUCUGUGGCAAGAUGACGUCAGACUGCUACAAACCCGACACUAUGUUCUACUCCGUCAGUGACUGCAGUAACCGUACAAACAUAUACCAAGGUGUUGAGGAGAAAAAGGAGGAAGAAAUAAGAAAUCAAGGUUUUCAAGAAAAUUCAAAUUUUAUAUUUCCUUCAGAUGGAAAUAGAAGAGGUGGAUAUUUAAAUCCCGAAACUAUGAGUAUAGAUGGAUAUUCUCAUCCUAAAACUCGGAUUGAAGAUGGAUAUUCUCAUCCUGAAACUAGGCCUGAAGAUGGAUAUUCUCAAUCUGAAACUGGAUUUAAAGAUGGGUAUUAUCAAUCAACUGGGAUUAAAGAUGGAUUUUCUCAACCUGAAACUAGAAUUAAAGAUGGAUAUUCUCAACCUGAAACUGGGAAUAACAAUGGAUAUUCUCAUCAUGAAACUAGUUUUAAUAAAACUAGGAUUGAAUCUGGAUUUUCUAAUCCUAAUCCUACCACUAUGACGUGGGACGAGAACACUAAUAUUGUUUGGAUAAAAAGACCAGAGUAUAUUGCCUCUAUCCGACCUCUGCGUAAAAGAUCAAUUCUUAAACGGAGUGAAAGAUCAGAGACCAAAUAUACUCCCAGUCAGGUUUAUGAUCCCUUUAAUCCCUGGACCAGCUCUGGAUCCUACCUGGAGCUAACUCCGUCCACCGUCUCCUCCAGGCAUUACAGGGGUUCAAACCGUGAUGGUCUUCCUGAUCCAGUCUUCUAUUGGAUCAAAGACCCGGAGAAAGUUAAGAACCCUGUUGACAAAGUUGAGGAUACAUCUGCAGCUAAUGAAAUCCUUGAGGAAGUGAUUCUUAAGAGAACAGAAGAAUCUGAAGAAGGAAUUUCUCUGACUGGAGAUCGAAGAAGAAUAGGUUCUGUUUUAGUGUCAACUAUACUUAACAAAGCAUUUAAUCAAUUCAAAGGAGACAUACGAAACAUAAAAGAUGUUACAGAAAAACUAAGACAUGGAGUGGAUGAGACAGAUAACCCUAGAAAGUUAUUGUAUCAGAUUGCAGAUAGACCGAGAGAAAGAUUGGAACAAACUGUAGAUAGACCAAGAGAAGGUUUAGAUCUUAUUGCAGAUAGACCAAGAGAAGGUUUGGAUCUUAUUACAGAUAGACCAAGAGAAGGUUUGGAUCUUAUUGCAGAUAGACCAAGAGAAGGUUUGGAUCUUAUUGCAGAUAGACCAAGAGAAGGUUUGGAUAAUAUUGCAGAUAGACCAAAGGAUGGUUUGAAUCAGGUUGCAGAUAGACCAAGAGACGGUUUGGAUCAGAUUACAGAUAGACCAAGAGAUGGUUUUGAUCAGAUUGCAGAAAGAUCAAGAGAUAGACUGAAUCAAACUGUAGAUAGACAGAAAAUAAGAUGGGAUGAGAAUGAAGAUAGACUGAAAGAUGGAUAUAAUCCAACAGAGAACUCAAGAUUUGAAUAUUCUUCUCCAAGAACGUAUUUCCCUGUUAACAACAUGUUUUCCCACCCAACCUCAAUCCGACCAACAAGAACAACAUCAGCAUGGAUGUAUUCUACAAAUACUUUCAGACGGCAAGAAUCUGCAGAUUUGAAUUAUCCACCCUUUGAAAUCGAAAGUGUCGUUCUCGACACCUUGGAGCCCAUUUCAAGUCCUCAAGAGGUUUUAGAGAUUAGAGAUGUGAGGAUAUUUCCUACAUUUUCUUCCCUAAAGGUUGCUGAAGAACGAGAAUAUCAAUGUUUGGGAGAAUGGAUGGAGGAUGGUGUACUGUAUACUUACACACGAAGGAAAGAUAUUGAUGGUUAUGAAUGCUUUGUCGGUCAAACUAAUUCUCAGGGUAAAGUAUACCUAGCUGAAUCAGGCAGUGAUUGCAGGAGAGGAGUCAGAGUUCAGGCAGUUGGGAUGGCGCUUAAUAGGAGAAGUAGUUGCUUUGAACCUUCUUCAGACCUUCCCUUUCCUGUUCCUGGAGAAGAUAUCGAACCUGUAGUUGUACCUGGAGAUAUUCCUGGAGUUGUUCCUGGAUCCGAACCAGAAUACUAUGAACAAUCUACACGUCGACCUUGGCUUCCUAUUUUCGGUGACUUAUCAAGCUCCUCUUCCCCAGUGGCAUCUUUUCAUUCAUCACUUUCUUCCUGGUUCCGCCUAACUCUGGUGUCUAUCCUUGUCAUCUUGAAAUCCUGAAAUCCAGAUUUAUAAACAAAAUUUUCACGCGGCAUUUUCUUGAAAUAUUGAGUUACCUGAAUUAAAAAUAUUUUUUUCUUUAAAAACUUUAGUUUAAUCUUAAUGUUCAAUCUUAGCGCCUUUUAAAAAAAUUCCAAAAGUUAUGAAAACCGUUUUUUUUUAAGGAUAAUUGAACUAUUCUAAAUAAACAACAACAUUCUAGAUAAACACUAAGAAUUUGAAAUUGAUAAAAAUAAAUUUAAAAACAUGUUUUAAAAAAACGGUUUUAAACAUAAACCAAUCUUCCGCUAUUUGAAAG
Molecule: messenger RNA, 3909 nt
Organism: Eurytemora carolleeae
Lineage: Eukaryota; Metazoa; Arthropoda; Copepoda; Calanoida; Temoridae
Exons: 25
Coding region: 153-3611 (1152 amino acids)
Source: RefSeq, a predicted model, not a curated record